Molecule: messenger RNA, 1303 nt
Organism: Apis florea (little honeybee)
Lineage: Eukaryota; Metazoa; Arthropoda; Insecta; Hymenoptera; Apidae
Product: WD repeat-containing protein 13
Cellular component (GO): nucleus
Molecular function (GO): protein binding; promoter-specific chromatin binding
Source: RefSeq, a predicted model, not a curated record
AUGGUUACUAUGUGGCAUCAACAAGUUUUUGCUCUUGAUGCUAAAUACAAUGCACAACGUGUAAACAAAUUACCCACUUUAGGAAUGCUUUAUAUUCGCCGCAGAAAUCAAUUAUUAAAGGAAAAAUUCAGUAAAAAUUCAAAAAUUAGAGAAAAUUAUUUUAGAUUGAGAGCAAGAUUGUUAUUUCUACGUUAUGGCGAAAAUUUAGAACAAAAUAGUUUUAAUAAUUAUACAACAGAAGAAGAAAGAUCAGAAAUUAAAACAAAACUUUAUAACAUACAACGAAAAUCGAUUGCAGAAAGUUUUGCAUUUGAUGGAGUGCAUCAUGUUUUUGAUCAACACAAUGCACCAGUAAUGAUGCUUAAAUUUGCAAAUAAUGAUAGAUCAAAGCUAUGUUGUGCAUCAUUAGAUGGAUUACUAUCUAUAUGUGAUGUUAUUAGUAUUCCUCCAAAAGUAAUAGCCUUAUUGGAAGGUCAUAAAAAAGGUGUUACUUCAUUAGAUUGGAGUAUCAGUAAUGAUCUUAUAGUUUCAUGUUCUUUGGAUGCCACAAUAAGACUUUGGAAUGUUUUGGAUACAGAAAACAAUCCAACUUGUUUAAGAGUUGUUAAUGAUCAACAGCAAGCAGAAGUUUUGUGUUGUGGAUUUAUACCUAUAAAUAAUAAUUUAGUUAUUGCUGGCAAUUCUCAGGGAUUUGUACAAAUUUUAAAUAUAUCUACUGGUAUAUAUAAUGGUUCUUACAAAAUUGGUGGAAAAAUUCUAUCAUUAACUUGUGAAGGUAGUGGUGGUUCAGUAAUAUGGGUUGGAAAUGAUAGAGGAAUUAUCAUGUCAUUUCAAUUAGAACCAGGAUCAGGUCGAUUAACAAAAUUAAAAAGAGUACAAGAAAUUGGUGGAAUGAUAAGUAGUCUUUCUUGGCGUUCAUGGCUUUCAAAAGAUGCUCCAUGGCCAGCACUUUUAGUGAGCAGUGCUUGUAAUAUAGUAUUGUUAUAUCAUAUUAUUGAUAAUCAAGGUUCUCUAUCUUUGUGGACAAAAUAUCCCAUAAAACAUAAACAAUAUUUUGUGAAAUCAACAUUUUGCCCACAAAUGGAAACAUGUUUAAUAGCUACUGGUUCUGAGGAUGGUACAAUACAUCUCUUAGAUUCAGCAAGAAAGGGCAAAGCAGCGAAAAUUAAUCGACUUCAAGGUCAUGCAACACCUACAAUUGCUUUAUCCUUUAAUUUUGAUGAAUCUCUUCUUGCUUCUGCAGAUUAUCAAGGACUUAUUAUUUUAUGGCGUAAUCGUCAACGUCAUAUAUAAAUUUUUAAUA